Messenger RNA from Cuscuta epithymum, 3464 nucleotides. Lineage: Eukaryota; Viridiplantae; Streptophyta; Magnoliopsida; Solanales; Convolvulaceae. The record is from the annotation of a GenBank genome assembly.
GGAGGAGAACAAUUUCCAAAAGCUGAUCCCUUCAUUUUAUCUGUCGGACAAACACCCCCUUCAUAGUCAUGCAUAAACUCCCUAAAUUUAGCCUUCAGCUGUACAAUCGUUUAUCCCUAUUGUACAUAAAAAGCGCAAGGCGUUGAGGGCCUUUACCGAUUCUUUCCAGCACCUCGCAUAUCACCGGCCAUCUCUUCUUGGUAUUUGCAAUUUCCAAUGCCUCACGAUUAUAUAAAUGAUGAUCUGGUAUUGCGUUCAGAAAUAUCUGCUUCUUUUGUGGUAAAGUGAGUAAAAUUGUGUGGCUACAUACAUCAGCCAUGGAUUCUCCUUUCUUUGAGGAUAUCUUGGAUCCAUCAAAGUGCAGUAAGUUGAGAAUGGAGGAGAAGCGGGAACUUGUUUACAAACUAUCAAACAUGCCAACCUUUUCACCUGAAAUGCUACAAUCUUGGAGUCGUCAAGAUAUAUUGGAGAUACUCUGUGCAGAAAUGGGAAAAGAAAGGAAAUAUACUGGCCUCACAAAGUUAAAAAUCAUAGAGAGCCUUAUAAAGAUUGUCGCCGAGAAGAAAAGGAAGAAUUCACCCCUAGAAAAUGGAAUUUCUAGCAGUAGUAAAUCAGAAAAGAACCAGGGGAGUUUUAAAAGGCAGAGAAAACCCGAUCACUUCCAUGAUGCUACAAGUAAUGUUUUCAGUGACCUGGGGGAUAAUGGUGUCAUACACUGCAAAAAUCUGGCUUGCCGAGCUAGAUUAAAGAGUGAAGUCUCAUUCUGUAAGAGGUGUUCAUGUUGUGUUUGCCGGGAAUAUGAUGAUAACAAGGAUCCUAGCUUGUGGUUAUUUUGCAAUUCAGACCCGCCUUUCGAGCAUUGGGGGGAGUCUUGUGGGAUGUCAUGCCACCUUGAGUGUGCUAUUAGACAUGAAAGAUCUGGAAUUGUUUUCAAUGAUAGUCAAGACAGAGGAGGAGGGAUCAAUGGAAGCUUUAAUUGUGUGUCUUGUGGAAAAACUAAUGAUCUUCUCGGUUCUUUGAGAAAACAACUGGUGACAGCAAGAGAUACCAGACGCGUAGACAUAUUGUGCUAUAGGAUUUCUCUAAGCCAAAAGAUUCUCGGGGAGGCCAAAAAAUGUAAUGACUUGUGCACUGUUAUGGAUGAAGCAGUAAAAAGGCUUGAGGAAGAAGUGGGCCCUUUAUCCGGUUCUCCAGUGAAGACCGCAAGGGGCAUCGUUAACCGGCUUUCUUCUGGUCCAGAGGUUCAGAGACUUUGUGGUUUGGCAGUUGAAUACUUGGAUUCUGUGCUCUCAAAGAGAGUACUCAAAGUUGCAGCUGGUCCUACUAUGGAAGGGGAGGACCAAGAACAAGAAGAAGAAGAUGAUGAUGAUGAUGAUGAUGACGACGACGAUGAGGAGGAGAAAGACCUACCUGGCUUCGCUGGAGAAAUUGCAGAAGAGGUGGUGUCGACAAUUUCGCAGCUAUGGUCGAUGGCGGAACUGUAGUCCAGGGUAGAUGGAGAUCAAUUGGGGUGGAGAAAUCACAUGUUACGAUCUACUGUAGAAGUCAGAGGAGAAGAGACAACUUUCUUCUGGGUCUGGUGUUUAAUUAGUUGAGAGGUAAAACUGUAAUUUGGAGUCCUAUUUAGAGAAUAAUAAACUUAAAGUCCUAUUUAGGAACUUAGGCAAUGUUUUAGUCCUAUUUAGGGCAACUUCUUGUAGAAAACUAACACCAUUCUUCGUGUUAAGACAUCCCACCUUAAAAUAAAUAAAUCAACAUAUAGCACCUCUAGCCAAUUUCUUUAUUGGGUUUAUCUUUUGGGAUCUCAAGUCUUAAAAUGGUAUUGGGGUAUAUUAAGCUCAAAAAAUGAAAAAUCAAUUGGUUACAAUUGGCACCUUAAUACAUCCUGAUAUUUUUUGCCAUUUAGACAUGUUUGUGAAUAUAGAAUAUACCAAUCUCCAUUCGAGACAAAAGAAAGAUGGGGACUGAGGACCUUCUAAUAUUGCAGAUUCUAAUCGGACGGCUUCAAAGCUAAUUAGAUUGGAAGACGUUUCUACCACAUUUGUCACCGUCAUCCUUACCUGUGAAGAGUCAAGGUUAGGAAACACUGUUGGUUACACUAUGUGGCAUCGCAAAGCAGAUGACUCAGACUAUCCCGUGGAUCCGACGUGCACAUUGCUGGGACCAACCACCAGGUUUGUAAUGUCUGGGCUGAUUCCUAAUACGGAGUAUCUUCUGAAAUUGGUCUUCCCUGCAGACAGUAAAAGAGAGUUGGGAAUAUGUGAGCUUCAGUUUCGGACAAGAGAAGAAGCAGCAGCUUCAGUAAAUGAUGUUCCACACCCGAAUACUCAGAAUUCGGAAGAAGCCCAUGUAAGAAGCUCGGACCUGCAAAGAAACAACCCCCCUCAAGGAGACAAUACAAGUGUUUCUUGUUACACUGAUGAUAGUAAUAAUGAUGGCAACAUCACUUGUAUGGAUGUCUUAUUAUGCUGCAAUGAUGAAGAAAAAAGCGUGGAAGAAACUGCAGCUACCACCCAAAUAGAAGAUGAUGUUGAUGAUGAUGAUGAUGAUGAUGAUGACGACGACAAUGAAGAAGAAGAAGCAACAAGCACCGACAAUGGGGGAUCGAACACGCCCCCCUCGGGGCUGCCCAUAACACCACCUUACAAGGGGGAGAGUAGAUCCCAACCGGGUGAGUCCAGCAGAAAGGAGGAAGGGAAUGCACAGGUUGGGACAAGCUCCAAGAAGAAGAAAGAGAGGGGGGGCGAAAGAGAGGAAGAGUGGGAAGAUGACGUCCUCGGGGAGGGAGACAAGGGUUUCGAGUACUAUGUGAAGGUAAUCAGAUGGUUGGAGUGCAACGGCCGUAUCGGGACGGGAUUUAGGGAGAAGUUCUUGACUUGGUACAGUCUGAGAGCGACCCCUCAAGAGGUCCGCGUCGUGAAAACGUUUGUGGAUACUCUGAUUGAAGAUCCUGAGUCACUGGCAGCUCAAUUGCUCCACAGUUUCUCCGAUCUCAUCUCCAAGCGCAGCAGCAUCAGCAACUCUUCUCUUGUGCCGUCCGGGUUUUGCCUUAGGCUUUGGCAUUGAAAUCGCUGACUGCUGUUGUUAGCCACUCUAUACGUGCUCACUCUUGCUCGAUGACUCUUUAGUUAGGAUAUUAUUACUAUGAUUAUGAUUAUGAUUAUGAUUAUGAUUAUGAUUAUGAUUAUGAUUAUGAUUAUGAUUAUGAUUAUGAUUAUGAUUAUGAUUAUGAUUAUGAUUAUGAUUAUGAUUAUGAUUAUGAUUAUGAUUAUGAUUAUGAUUAUUAUUAUUAUUACUAUUAUUAUAUCUAUUAUUAUUGAGUUCGGUAGCAGUGGGUCACUUAGUCUGUAUUAACUAACUAUUCGAAACAAUAAAUAUUGUUACUCCAUAAUCCGUAUCACUAAUAACUUCUAUAUCAGUAUGAAUAUUGUUGCUAAAGUUUUGAUACUUGUUGUCCUUUCGGA